This is a messenger RNA of Mercurialis annua (annual mercury), 2545 nucleotides long. RefSeq names its product subtilisin-like protease SBT1.4. Gene Ontology annotation, molecular function: serine-type endopeptidase activity. The record is from RefSeq and is a predicted model, not a curated record. The transcript has a single exon. Gene Ontology annotation, biological process: proteolysis. NCBI's taxonomy places the organism in Eukaryota, Viridiplantae, Streptophyta, Magnoliopsida, Malpighiales, Euphorbiaceae. The coding region runs from base 44 to 2347 and encodes 767 amino acids.
AACCCAAACUCCAAAAGAAAAUUUCCAAUUUCUCAGGAAAACAAUGGCUACUUCCUCUAUGUCUUUCCUUCAUAUUCUUGUCUUCUUUGUUUGUUUUGCCUCUGUCAGUUUGUCUUCACCAUUACCAAACCAACCAAAAACCUUUAUAAUCCACACUUCAAAUUCACAUAAACCGAUCCUCUUCACCUCUCACCAUGACUGGUACCAUUCCAUUGUCAAUUCUCUCCCUUCUCCUCCUCACCACCAAGCCAAGAUCCUCUACACCUAUAGCCACGCCGCCAAUGGAUUCUCCGCCCACCUGACUCCUUCUCAGGCGUCAAUAUUACGCCGUAUUCCUGGCAUUAUCUCUGUUAUCCCAGACCAAAUUCGCCAGCUCCACACAACGCAUACUCCUGAAUUCUUAGGUCUUUCUUCUAAUUCUGGUCUCUGGCCUAAUGGUGCUUAUGGCGACGACAUCAUCAUCGGUGUUCUUGAUACUGGUGUUUGGCCAGGACAUCCUAGUUUCUCGGACAAUGGUUUGACUCCUGUUCCUAAACAAUGGAAAGGCAUUUGUGAGACAUCUGCUGAUUUUCCUGUCGGGACCUGUAAUAAAAAACUUAUUGGCGCUAGAUCUUUUGAUAAAGGGAUUCUUACAUAUCAAGGGAAAAAUGUUGAUGAAUCGGCUGAUUCACAUUCUCCGAGAGAUACUGAAGGACAUGGAACACACACUGCUUCGACUGCUGCUGGUUCUUUAGUCCGUAACGCGAGCUUUUUAAGUUAUGCAAAGGGUGAAGCUCGAGGUAUGGCGUGGAAGGCAAGAAUUGCAGCUUAUAAGAUUUGUUGGAGUGUUGGCUGUUCCGACUCCGACAUUCUUGCUGCUAUGGAUCAAUCAGUUAUAGACGGUGUUCAUAUUAUUUCUUUAUCUGUCGGUGCUAAUGGCGAUGCUCCUCCAUACGAUCAAGAUUCACUUGCCAUCGGUGCUUUUGGAGCUACACAGCAUGGAAUUAUUGUCUCUUGCUCAGCUGGUAACUCCGGUCCAGGUCCAUCUACUGCUGUAAAUAUCGCACCUUGGAUUCUUACCGUUGGUGCUUCCACCAUUGAUAGAGAUUUUCCAGCUGAUGUUGUCCUCGGAGAUGGGAGCGUCUUCAGCGGAGUGUCUCUCUAUUCCGGUAAGCCACUUCCUGGUUCAAAGCUUCCAUUAGUAUAUGGCGGUGAUGUUGGAAAUAGGUAUUGUUUAACGGGUAGAUUAAGUCCGUCACAAGUACGAGGAAAAAUUGUGGUAUGUGAUCAAGGAAGAAUUGGGGGAGCCGAGAAAGAAAGUGCGGUGAAAAGUGCGGGUGGGCUCGGAAUGAUUUUGACAAAUAUUGGCGAAGAGCUUAGGGCUGAUGCUCAUCUUAUACCCGCCACUGAGGUUGGUGCAAUUGCUGGAAACAAAAUCAAAAAUUACAUCAAAAUGAACCGAAACCCUACUGCAACAAUUAUUUUUCAUGGUACUGUAAUUGGCAAUUCACCUUCAUCUCCUCGAGUUGCAUCCUUUUCAAGCCGCGGUCCGAAUCAUGUAACACCGGAGAUUUUAAAGCCUGAUGUUAUAGCUCCUGGAGUCAAUAUCUUAGCCGGUUGGACAGGAGCUGAUCCUAUAAGAGUUCAAUUUAACAUAAUUUCAGGCACUUCAAUGUCAUGUCCACAUGUUAGUGGAAUUGCAGCUUUGCUUCGAAAAGCAUAUCCGAAUUGGUCUCCUGCUGCCAUAAAAUCAGCUCUAAUGACUACUGCUUAUAACUUGGAUAAUUCUGGAAACAAUAUUCUUGACCUUGCUAGUGGUGAAGAGUCAACACCUUUUGUUCAUGGUGCUGGCCAUGUCGAUCCCAAUUCUGCUCUUGAUCCGGGACUAGUGUACGACAUUGAAACUAGCGAUUAUAUCUCGUUUCUUUGCUCAAGCGGGUAUGAUUCGGAGCGAAUUGCAGCUUUUGUUAGGGAAGCUACAAGUCCUAAUAUUUGCGACGAGAAAUUGACUACUCCAGGCAAUCUGAACUAUCCGUCAUUUUCGGUUGUUUUGAAAUCGGACUCUGAUGUGGUUACGUAUAAAAGGGUGGUUAAGAUUGUUAGUAGAUCUCUUAGUUCUGUGUAUAAGGUUAAGGUGAAUGCUCCUGAAAAUGUUGACAUUAAGGUCUCGCCGAGUACGCUUGUGUUCAGCGCAAAGAAUCGAAGUUUGUCGUACGAGAUUACGUUUUCGAGUUCUGCCAGCUCUGGUGGGUCUAUUAUUGAUCAAAGUUUUGGGUCAAUUGAAUGGAGUGAUGGGAGUCACGUUGUUAGGAGUGCUAUUGCUGUGAAGUUGCUACAAGGUCAAGGAGAGGCUAAGGCUUCCAUUUGAGCUGUAGAUUUGGGGAUUGUUUAAUUGUUGCAAACACACAAAAAUUAGCAUUUGAUAUGGGAAUUUGAAUUUUUCUAAUUUACUUGUAUGCAUGAAUAAGUGUUUCAGGAGAGAUUCCAAGUAAAUUUAUUGGAAUUGAAAGAAAUAAAGUUUGUAUUUUUUCAUACUGGAAUAAAAUACUCCCAUUGCUAAUCAAAA